AUGGCGGCGGUGGCGGCGCUGCCCCCGGGGCCGCUGUCGCCGCCCGGCCCCGCGGGGGACGCGGCGGCCGCUGAGGGCGCCGAGGGGCUCUUCGUGCUGCUGGGCGCGGGCAUGGCCGCCGCCAGCCACCCCCUGCUCUACGUCAAGCUGCUCGUGCAGGUUGGGCACGAGCCACUACCUCCAACUGUUGGAAGAAAUGUGCUGGGGAGGAAGGUCCUGUACCUGCCUGGCUUCUUCACCUACGCCAGACACAUCGUGGAAGUGGAUGGGAAAAGAGGCCUCUUCCGUGGUCUGACUCCUCGCCUCAUCUCAAGCACUUUAUCAACCAUCACCAGGGGGAGUGUGAAGAAGGCUUUUCCACUGGAAGAUAUGGAGCAUGUGUCUAACAAGGAUGAUGUGAAAACUUCCCUUAGGAAAGUGGUCAGAGAGACAUCCCACGAGAUGAUGAUGCAGUGUGUGUCCAGGGUUGUCUCACAUCCGCUGCACGUGAUCUCCAUGCGCUGCAUGGUCCAGUUCGUGGGCAGGGAAGUCAAAUACAGUGGUGUGUUCAGUGCCAUUGGCAGGAUAUUUAAGGAAGAAGGGAUCCUGGGAUUCUUUGUUGGUUUAGUCCCUCACAUCCUGGGGGAUGUCAUCUUCCUCUGGUGCUGCAACCUCGUGGCUCACUUCAUCAACACCUACGCGGUGGACGAUAACUUCAGCCAGGCAUCAGUGAUCCGGAGCUACACGAAGUUCGUGAUGGGGAUUGCUGUGAGCAUGCUGACGUACCCAUUCCUUCUCGUGGGAGAUCUCAUGGCAGUGAACAACUGUGGGUUGCGUGCCGGCCUCCCUCCCUACGCUCCUGCUUUCACAUCCUGGAUCCACUGCUGGAGGUACCUCAGUGCUCAGGGGCAGCUGUUCCGUGGCUCCAGCCUGCUCUUCCGCAGGGCUCCCAUCCCAGCUGCCUCCUUCCCCAUUGACUGACCCUCAGCAGGGACAGCUGAUGGACGUGGACUCCUCGAGAAACCCCGAGCUUGUUUCGAUAUGUGUAAUAUUUCUAUUCUCCGAUCCGAAGUCUGCGGUGCCAGAACUGACACCUCCUCUCCAGCAAGGCCAGUGACAGACUGGCUUCUGGACAUCUGGCUUCAGGCUCCAGCUGGACCAAAGCUCCAUCCUCAUGGCUGUCUCGACUGGAAUGUGUAGCAGAGAGAGCAGAAGGGCGUUGUCUUGUCUCUUUGGUCCAGGCUGUAGCUCUGGAGUCACUGGGGAAGUCCAGGAAUCCAGAAAAUGCCCAGGUACUAAAGGAGCCAGCCCUGAGAUGCAGGAACAAAAGACUGCUUCGUGCUGCCCGAGCUGAGAAGCAGCAGGAGCUCCAGGGUCACCUCACUGCAAAGGUUAUGCCAGGUGACCACCCUCCUGCCUCAUCCUUCUGGAGAGGGCACACCUUUGUGUGGCAGGGAGCUCAUCCUGGGCAAGAUCAACCUGGGAUCCAUAUUUAAGGUUUGAGGGUACCUGAACACCCUGG
Molecule: messenger RNA, 1501 nt
Organism: Empidonax traillii (willow flycatcher)
Lineage: Eukaryota; Metazoa; Chordata; Aves; Passeriformes; Tyrannidae
Gene: MTCH1
Product: mitochondrial carrier 1
Exons: 12
Coding region: 1-960 (319 amino acids)
Biological process (GO): positive regulation of apoptotic process
Cellular component (GO): mitochondrion; membrane
Source: RefSeq, a predicted model, not a curated record